GGGGGGGGGGGGGGGGGUAUGCCGUCUGCAAGUUACGGUAACUUUCGGUGAGCCGUGCUCAUGGAGAGUGGGUAGACAGGAAGCGGAAGUGAAGUCUUGUUGUGGAGACUCGAAGCACCGGUUUCUCCACGUCAACCUUCCCGUUGAAGAAGCUUUUAAAACGUUUUACUUGUGAAUUUCCCUGGCCACAUUUAUUUAUUUGUACAUUUAUACAAUAUGGAGCGCUGUGUUCUAAUUCUAUUCGCACUGGUUAGCAUUACAAAAGUUGUGCUGUCUGGAGAACUUACCUUUGAGUUGCCAGACAACGAAAGAAUGUGUUUUCAUGAAGAGGUUCAGAAAGGUGAAUCUGCUACGCUGGAAUUUCAGGUGAUCACCGGGGGCAACUAUGAUGUGGACCUAGAGAUCACAGCUCCUAAUGGACAGGUGCUGUACAAGGACAUAAAGAAACAGUAUGACAGCUUCCACUGGACGGCCGAUCACAAGGGCAUCCACUCUUUCUGUUUCUCCAACGAGUUCUCCACCUUCACACACAAGAUUGUCUACUUUGACCUUGAGGUCGGUGACGAGAGGCCCGCUGUCGAGGAAAUGUCCGACCAUCAGACGGCCAUGACACUGAUGGAGACGUCGAGCGUGAACGUGUUUGAGAACCUCAAGUCUGUGCUGGACCACCAGACCCACCACCGUCUGCGAGAGGCCCAAGGUCGAGCCUUCGCCGAGGACCUGAACGAGCGUGUGCUGUACUGGUCGAUCGGCGAGUCGCUGGUGGUGGUUCUCAUCGGCAUCGGCCAGAUCAUGGUGCUCCGCAGCUUCUUCUCCAACACACACAAGACUUCCUCCGCUACAUGAUGGCCCAGGCACCUCGCUGGAACCUGGGG
Aplysia californica (California sea hare) is the source of this 875-nucleotide messenger RNA. RefSeq names its product transmembrane emp24 domain-containing protein 3. NCBI's taxonomy places the organism in Eukaryota, Metazoa, Mollusca, Gastropoda, Aplysiida, Aplysiidae. Gene Ontology annotation, cellular component: COPII-coated ER to Golgi transport vesicle; endoplasmic reticulum; Golgi apparatus. The record is from RefSeq and is a predicted model, not a curated record. Gene Ontology annotation, biological process: endoplasmic reticulum to Golgi vesicle-mediated transport; intracellular protein transport; Golgi organization.